Molecule: messenger RNA, 3456 nt
Organism: Paramuricea clavata
Lineage: Eukaryota; Metazoa; Cnidaria; Anthozoa; Malacalcyonacea; Plexauridae
Source: the annotation of a GenBank genome assembly
AUGCGACUUGAUUCAGCAUCAGAUCGAUUUGAGAAUAUUUACGAGAGCCCGGCUCUUUGGCAUGUAAAACAAUCAUUCUUAGGGGUAUGUGCGGAAAUCUGACCAUCUUCACAUAUACCAUUAAAGUGCAUAUGACAUGAAAUUUCUUGGGUUUUUUUAAUGAAAGAACUCUUUAAGCUGUAGUGUAACUUAUUUUUCAGUUUCUUGUUUUUAUGGUUUGUUCCCGAGAUAUUUCAAUUUGUUCAAUAUGUAAAUGAGUGUGAAUAUGUCCGCUAAUUUAUGACGUCACUUUGGUUGCAAGCUCAUCAAAAUGGUUGAAUAUCACUGCUAUCACCAAGAUAAUAAUUUCAAACUUCACUCACAGGUAAAUGUGAUGAAAUACUGCAGAAAAAUGUGAACUGAUAUCUACAGUUUUUAGAGUUAACAUAUUUAUAACCAGUGUAAAUUGAACUUGCAACCAAAGUGACGUCAUAAAUUAGUGGACAUAUUCACACUCGUGAUAGAUGAACCAGGCAGAAAUCGUAAUCUUAAGAUAAAUAUUAAUGCCAGCAGAAAAUACGUAAAAGAGCCAUAAAAAUAUAGUUUAAAAAAUUUUAUUAAAAAGCUAACGUUUCUUCUUUAACUUAAGACAUCUUCACACGCCUGGCAUUUUUGCACGCGAAAUUGCGAAUUAAACUGUGUCAAUUUUUUUCGUUACCGCACGACAAAUUUGGGAGCUUGGUAGCGAAUUUGAUAAUUGAAAAAUACCUCAAAUUCAACGAGUGCAUGCUUGUGCGCGUUUUGUUUGAGGGUUAUUUAAGGUAAACAGGGAAACAGAGCGUGUCUAGGGGAUCAAAAUGAUAUCUAGAUUACCAUGGUUACUGGGAAUGUUUUGCUACAGGAGGGCUUGCUGUUCGGGGCAUUUGAGAGAAAUGGCGCCUUUCGAACAAAGUUGUCAAAAUUCAACAACUUCGGCUUGUAUAGGAUUCUUUCUAAAGUGUUAUUUUCAUUUUAUUUUUGAAUCCUAUACAAGUCAAGAUACGUAUUAAAAUUCGUAUGUUUUUUGUUUUUGACAAAAUGUGCUAAAAACGUUUAAAAAUGUCAAACAUUUGUCUGGCGUUAGACAGAGUAAAGUACUCUGGCGUUAGACACUCUGGCAUUAGACAAAUACUAAAGUAAGAUGCAUCAAGGUGUAUUGCCACUUAAAGGGUUAAAAUCCAUCUUAAAUUCUGGGGAUGGUUGUCUUCAUGAUCCAAACAAUUUUUAUAAUAUAUGUAGGUAAAGAAGUUAGUGAAUGAAGCAGAGGAGUUAGAUAGCAUCAGGGAAGAAUUGAUAGAGGAUAGUAGGCAGGAAGCAGAAUUUAAGAUUAGCAAGAAAGCAGUAGACAGGCGGAGAAGUAAGCCAACAGGGGAAGGAAGUUGUGUGGAGUCGACAGGUAGAAAGCGCAGAAGGGAGACGAUGGCAGUGGUUAGUGCUAUACAUGGAGGAAGCAAAGAAAACUUGAAGCCAGGGGCGAUUGGAAUGUUGGAGACAUUAAAUAAGAAAUGCAAGGAAGAUGAUAUUGUAGAUGGAAUGAGAAGCUGUAAAAAGUUUGCAGAGAAAGUGUUCCCAAGAUUAUACAAAGAAGAUUUAAAGAAGUUUGAAAGUUCAACUGACAAUAUGUUGAGAUCUAUUGCUGUAUAUUAUAGUAAGGGUAUAAGGGGUAAAGAUAAGUAUAGGAAAAUAUAUAAAGCUAGUUCGUAUAAGCAGGGACCAGGCAAGCGGGCUGCGCGUAUUAAGGUUGCCAACUGCCCCUCUCCUCGGCUGGUUCCCUACCACAGGCUAAUGGCAUAUAUAAAAUCCAUUGAUAUUGGUCAGUUGCACAGUGUCUGUGAGAAUUUUUGUGAAGGGUUGGAUGAAUGUGAUAAGAUUAAUGGCUGUUAUAGGGACAUUGAAGAUCUUCUAAUGAAGUUGGCUGGAUUUUAUCUAAAUCAUGGUAAGUAUGAUAUCCUAAUAUUUGACCAGCCUAAUACUUUUCAUGUUGCUUUGGGUGGAGAUGGUGCCCCUUUUGGAAGGGAUGACUCGGCGUGUUCAUGGCUUGUUAGUUUUCUCAACAUCGGCCAUGGUGUGUUGAGUAGCAACGAGAAUUUUCUUCUUUUUGGAGCUAAUUGUGCGGAGAACUGUUUGCCUGUUAAGCGUUUCUUGGGUAAGUUGAUCACUGACAUUGAACGAAUUCAGCGCUCCUCAUACUCUAUUGUAGUUAAGGGAGAAAGCAUUGAUGUUAAAUUUGUGUUUGCAGAACUGCCAAAUGAUAUGAAAAUGCUUGCUUUCUUAGCUGGGGAGCUGACUAACAGUGCAACAUACUUUUCCACUUUUGCAGAUGUAAACCAGGAGUCUCUGACUAAACUUGGAACAUUUGGCCACAAUGCAUCAGAUACUUGGAAGCCGUGGAAGUUCUGUGAUAGGAUGAAAGUGGUCAAAGAAGUCGAAAAAUUUAAAAAGAAGAUAGCCACCAAAAAUGUUUCAGCCAAAACUAAAAGAUCAAAUGUUACAACAUUCAUUGCCAAGCAGAAAAGCCGACAAGAAUUUGUACCUUUGGUCUCAGAAUUGAUUGACAGAGCACAUGUUGAACCGCUUCAUUUAAAAAAUAACGCAUGUGCUUUAGCACAUCGUUAUAUUUUAAAUCAAGCGAUUGAAAUGUCGAAACCUAAUUUACCAACUUCUUUUUCUCAGGUUCCACCAAAAACUCCACUUUUCAAGUUCAUCGAUGCUUUAAGAUCUAAGUGCAGUUUGAAUAGACUGGCGAAGAGGAUCAUCAGGUGGUAUGACGAGAAUGCUGUGACUGACGCCAGUACGUUCACCUAUCGAUUUACAGGUAAGGAUUCACGAAUGUUUUUACAUAAUUUUAUGUUUCUCAUCGAUGUACUUGAAAAUGGUGUUUCCGGUAAGGCUAGUGAAUUGCUCCACGUUCAUGCUUAUCUUUGUCUUUGCUUGCGAAAUGCCGUUUCUUUGUUCAGUCGUGUGAACAUUACAGACGAGCAAGUACGAGAAUUAAAGCAACACUGUACUAACUUUUAUCGUGGUUACUGGUUGUUCUUCAAGGUUAAUCCUAUUGUCUGGACCCUGGGUUGUGUUGUUCCAGCUCACACCCAGGAAAUGAAGCAAUGUUAUGGUUUGGGCCUAGGUUUGAAUUCCAUGGAGGGUAGGGAGGCCAAGCAUAUCGCAAUAUCAAAGUAUUGUUUAAAUACGGUAUAUGCACACCGAUGGGAACAGGUUUUCCAUCAUAAUAUAUUUCCCUGAUUUGGCUGCGGGCCCAUGGUUAUACUAACGUCAGUGUUAAUAAUUCUACAGGAAAUACUCUCUCAUAUUCUCCAAAACGCGUCAGCAGUAAAGACCCCAACUAUUGUGUUUGUGGCUUGCAAAAGCUAGCAUCUGUGGACUUGUGUAGAUUUUGUGACCAUGAACUGAGGAAAAAGAUCGAGAACAGCAUCGAAAAAG